Molecule: messenger RNA, 2118 nt
Organism: Rhopilema esculentum
Lineage: Eukaryota; Metazoa; Cnidaria; Scyphozoa; Rhizostomeae; Rhizostomatidae
Source: RefSeq, a predicted model, not a curated record
UAUCUUGCGCAAUGGCAUGUAACGUGUAACUGCGCAAGUCUGAACCAACACCAUGUUUGUUUGGAAACAGAAGGAAAGUAUGGUUGCAAAUUGCUUAUCAAUGUAACGUUUCAAGAAAUCGUGGCAUGUAAGGAAUUAUUCCCAGUAUUAAUGAAAUGGCUUCGGGAUCGGGAGAAUUUCACGGCGAAGAAGAACCGCCGCGUGCAAAGCACAAGGUUGAAAAUAUCGGAACAUCAUCAUCUGUCGGAAACGAAUCGUUGGAACAGCAACCAGACGAUCCAAUAACACACGUACCUAAAGCCGCAAAUGGAGAGCCAUGCAUUGCGGCGAUGGAGAAUUAUCUACUGGCACAUUUCUUUUUCAUAUUUGCUGCUAGUUUUAUCCUUGGUGUCAUAUUUCUACACUCAUCAUUAACAUUUUGGUCUUGGCAGGUUUAUGAUGAAAGUGGACCAUAUACUACACAUCUUACAGAGAUACCAGAUGCACUUCCUCAUGAACAAAAUUACCAACCUGGAUACAGAAACGGUGUAAACUCCUUCAAUGAAGUCCUUUCUGCUAUCAUCAGCCCCAAUAUGACAAUUUCAUUAGCAAGGUAGCAAUCCUUAUAGCAUUAAUAACUCAAUGCUGCUGUAUGCGCACAAAAGCAUAACUCCUAACUUGUUUCAUUGGCAGUAGUGUUCAUGUUCUAAGCAAGUACAGUUGGGCUAAGCACCUAGCAUUCAGUGCUGAAUGUGUUAUAAUUUAAAAGUGUGUUAGAAACACUUAUUCCUUCAGCCUAGGAUUGGGUUUGCAGCAUUGUAGAAAGUAUGAUGUAGACACUAUUACUUGGCAUUGAAGAACUUGGUGAUAUUUAACACAACAUUUCAUUGGCAAGGUUUCAGGCAACUGAAGUAGUAAUUCUCACAUGGGGAGUCAUAUAUUUAUUUGGUUGGUUUUAUUUGCUGUUUCCAAGCAUGGUUAUUCAGGGUAAAAUUUUUAUAUCCAUAGUGCUAGUGUGCAGGGUAAAAUAGUUAUGGUUGAAUAAUCAAAGCGUGAAUCCUAAUUUACUUGAUCCUUGUAUGACCAGUAAAGCUCAAAGAGCUGCUAUUUUGAUUCCACGAUCUUAAUGGGUUUUGAAUAUUGAAAUCAAGGAAAACAGGCCCUUUUGCUUUUCCAGUAGUUUAAGCUGCCCCCAUUAUUAUGCAUAAAUUCUCCUUGUGAAUAUAUCUUCCAAUGCAUUUUGCCAGGUUGCUUUUCCUGCUCAAUAAAGUCAUAUAAUACAGUCAGUAUUCACUUUAUAGUGCACCAAGUUUUUCCUUUGUAAUUAAACAUUUUAGUUUCGCUUUGUCUGUUAAACAACCAUAGUUUCUCUGGGAUCUGUUUUCUUUAAUGAACCGCAAUUUUUGAAUUAGGUUUCAGAGCUUUGCGUUUGCUUGUUGUAACCAUAUGGGUUAAUUAAGUAGUUUUGAGAUAUAUUAUGUAAAUAAAUAAUGAAUAACUGAUUUUGUAUGUCAGAUAAAACACUUUGAAUUUACAGUCAACAAGCUGGAAUGCAGAAUACAGACCUUCGUUUGAAAACAUUUAUUAUUAUUUUGGAGAAUUGAUGCAUUUUUUGUAUCUUAAAAACGUAAUCACUGCUCUCCUGUUUAGGUAAUUUAUGACAAUAAGUCAUAUUAUUGCAUUUCAUCACAAGGUUCUAUUUUCACGUAAAAGUUUUCUUAAAAAAUCAUCAAAUGCCUCUAAAGAUGUUGGUGUCUAUGAAAAAUUGGUUCUGAUCCUGUUUUGCUUUUCUCGUUUAGUGAUUAAUUUUUUUGUUGAGAUGGUAAUCAGUUUUACUGAAAGGGUCGCAAUGUCCUGUCUGGCAUUGUAAGAAAAUGUGUAUUAACCCAUCAAAGAAAAGGGCUUUCAAAUAAGGCAGUGCUGUAUUUGUAUUCCACUUUUACUUUACAUUAGAAUCUUGAUCGAUUUAAACUUCUCUUUUGUUUCUUAUGCUUCAUUCAUAUUCAGCGUAGUACCUAGUUUGCUUCACAGAUGUAGUUAAGCGUUUACUUUUCAUAGAUCUGCUAUAAUUUUAUGCUCUGGAAAGAUAUUUAACAUUUUAUGCAAAAGUGCAGUUCAUUCUUAUCAACCACCCAUUUA